GCCGUGCCACUUUUCCAUUUUGGAGACACCACUUUUCCCUACCCUGAAGCACCCUCUACUCCCGUCUUGUCUUCGCCUGCCUUUGCGGUUUGUCCAAGCGCGUGUUUGUCAGCAUGUCGCAGCCUCUCCCUAGUAGGCUUGUUAUCAGCGAGUGGGAACUUGUUGGAGGCACAUACGAAUAUUGAGCUUACUCGGUGUUUGAGAGGAGAUACUGAUGAAAAUAGAAGUUUAUGGUGGCUAAAUAAGGGAACAGAUGUUAAGUUAGUUUGAGAGCUGUUAUGGAAGUUAUUGGAAGAUGCUAUUUAACUAAAAAAAAAAAAAAAAAGAGUAAACGUGAAUUCCAUCCGUUUUUGAUGUCACUAUAGGUCAAACAAAGAUAAAUAAAGUUUUUAAUGAAUCAAACAAAAGUCAUUUUCUGAAAUGACUUUUCAACCUGUUAAAUCAGGGUCACAAUAUUCUAGGUAGUCGCCUGCCAUCUAGCGGCCAUGAAAAUACAUCCUCGACAUAAAUUUGGUCGUGCAUUUUGCAAGCAUUUUGUCCUCCUCGGGUUACCGUAUUCGCAAAUUAACAAAAUGGCAGCGCCCUGGAGGAGUUUGUGUAUUACAGCCCUAAAACAUCAAUGUCGAUCAUUUUCCUCCACGAACGGAGCUCAAGCUGGUCAGAUAUGGCGUCUGAGUAAUGGAUUACCAACACACGGAUCAGAGUAUGGCCCGUUAACUGAUUUGCCCGAUUGGUCAUUUGCUGAUGGCAGACCCAGGCCACCAAUGAAAGGGCAAGCACGUAGGCAGAAAGAGAGAGAAGAGUUUGCGAAACGAGUAGUGGCUUUGAGUUCGGAAGUUGAUAUGGGAAUGGAGACAUGGGAACAGAAAAAAGAAGCCGUGAAACGAGCAGAAGAACAUAGAAAGACUCUCUUGCUCAAGCCGAAAGGACAUAAUAAAUUAAAGAAAAAAUAAACGAGUUAUUGCAUUAUGAA
Molecule: messenger RNA, 973 nt
Organism: Sardina pilchardus (European sardine)
Lineage: Eukaryota; Metazoa; Chordata; Actinopteri; Clupeiformes; Clupeidae
Gene: mrpl52
Product: mitochondrial ribosomal protein L52
Exons: 5
Coding region: 486-953 (155 amino acids)
Biological process (GO): mitochondrial translation
Cellular component (GO): mitochondrial large ribosomal subunit
Molecular function (GO): structural constituent of ribosome
Source: RefSeq, a predicted model, not a curated record